Messenger RNA from Panicum hallii, 2767 nucleotides. Its product is annotated as peroxisomal biogenesis factor 6-like. The record is from RefSeq and is a predicted model, not a curated record. NCBI's taxonomy places the organism in Eukaryota, Viridiplantae, Streptophyta, Magnoliopsida, Poales, Poaceae. Gene Ontology annotation, cellular component: mitochondrial outer membrane. The transcript is spliced from 15 exons. Bases 157 to 2589 code for a protein of 810 amino acids. Gene Ontology annotation, molecular function: ATP binding; ATP hydrolysis activity.
CUCCCCGCCGCGCCGCGCCCCCCACCACCAACCCCUCGCUGCGUGCUAUCGCCUCGCCUGCGAAUCCGUCCCUGCCCCACUGCCAAAGUUGCAUGCCCCUGUGCCAGCCGAGAACGCGCGGCGCGUGAGGCGGCGGUGUCCCGGCGGCCGGCGGCGAUGGACCACGGUAGCAGCAGCGGCAGCUUGUUCGCGUCGGCGGUGGGCGUCGGCGUGGGCGUGGGAGUCGGCCUCGGCCUGGUGUCGGCGGGGCUCGGACCGUCGGCCCCCGGCGGGGGCGGGGCCUCGGGCGGCGGCGCGACGGCCGCGGUGGUGGAGGCGGAGCUCCGGCGGCUGGUCGUCGACGGGCACGAGGCCGGCGUCACCUUCGCCGACUUCCCGUACUACCUCAGCGAGGAAACACGGCUGGCGCUCACGACCGCGGCGUUCCCCUACCUGAGUCAGACGGCCCUGCCGAAGCACAUCCAAGUCCUCGACGACUCGAGCCGCACCAUACUGCUCUGCGGCCCAUCAGAGAUAUGCCUGCUGUCGCUUGCCAAGGCCGUCGCCCACCAGUUCAAUGCGCGUCUGCUUGCGCUGGAUGUCUUCGAGUUCUCGCGUCAGAUCAAGCACAAGUACGGCGCCCCGAGCGAUGCACAGGUUGAGGUUCCUAAAACAUCCAUAACCAACUCGACAUUCGGCAGAGUUUAUGGUUUUGUUGAAUCUUUAAACAUAUUUCGCAAGAAGGCUGAACCAACAGGAUCAUUGGAUCAUGAAACGGACAUUCUUGAUGUAAAUACGAGUAUUCGCUAUAAGAUCACAAAGCCAGUUGGGGUAUACAUAUCCUUAUUACCUUGUGCAAAGAACCAGGACACAGAUUCCGACGAAGAUCAUGAAAUAGUUGUUCCAGCCUUGAGUUUAGAUGAGAAAAUUAUCAUGCAAUCCCUUUACAAGGUUAUAGUUUCCGUUUCAGAAUGCAGUCCAGUUAUUCUCUAUGUAAAGGAAGUUAAUGAUCUCCUUGAUAGUUCACCGCAAGCAUAUUCUUUGUUCAAGAAAAUGUUGAACAAAUUAACUGGAAGAGUUUUAGUAAUUGGUUCGCACUUCAUUAGUGCUGAUCAAGAUAGUAGUGAUGUUGAUGAGGAUGUGACCGAACUAUUCCCAUACAUUCUAGAGACUAAGCCUCCCAAAGAAGAGGCUCAUCUUCAGACAUGGCAAACCCAAAUGGAAAAUGAUAUUGCAAAAGCUGCGAAUGAAGCCUUUGUAACCCACACUGAAGGAGUUCUGUCAGCAUACAAUCUGGAAUGUGGUGAUUUGAGUUCUAUCCCUCCUGAUGAUUAUUUAGCAAUUGGAAAAUACCUAAAGCAUAUUAUUGCUCCAGCAGUCUCUUACCAUUUGAUGAAUAACAUGGACCCUGAAUACAAAAACGGGAGGCUCAUUCUAUCUUCAACAAGCUUAUCUUAUGGAUUAAGAAUUUUUCAAGAGAGCAACCUUGGGAAAGGUACAGUGGAAACGAAAGUUGACUCAAAGGCCACUAAAGACAAUGAAUAUGAAAAGCGGAUUAGGGAAUCAUCAGUAAUACCUGCCAGUGAAACAGGAGUGACAUUUGAUGACAUCGGAGCACUAGCUGAUAUCAAAGAGUCAAUUCAGGAGCUUGUCAUGCUCCCACUUCAGCGGCCUGACCUCUUCAAUGAUGGUUUAUUGAAACCAUGUAGGGGAAUUCUAUUGUUUGGACCACCUGGAACUGGCAAAACUAUGCUUGCCAAGGCUGUAGCCAAUGAAGCUGGUGCUAGCUUCAUGAACAUCUCAAUGUCCACUAUUGUGUCGAAAUGGUAUGGCGAGGCUGAGAAGAGCAUCCGAGCGGUGUUCAGUCUAGCGGCAAAAAUCGCACCAGCCAUCAUUUUCGUGGACGAGGUGGACAGCAUGCUAGCGACACGGGAACGUUCAAACGAAAAUGAGGUGUCAAGGAGGAUCAAGAAUGAAUUCAUGACGCAUUGGGAUGGACUCUUGUCCAAACCCAAUGAAAGGAUUCUUGUGCUUGCUGCAACUAACAGACCUUUUGACCUUGAUGAUGCGAUAAUCAGGCGGUUCGAGCACAGGAUGAUGGUUGGCCUGCCAACUCUUGAGAGUAGAGAGCUUAUUAUGAAGAAGCUGUUGUCGAAAGAGAAGGUUAAAGAUAUUGACUUCAAGGAACUCGCGAAAAUGACUGAAGGAUACAGUGGCAGUGAUCUGAAGAAUCUUUGCGUGACGGCUGCUUAUCGCCCUGUCCGAGAGCUACUUCAGAAAGAAAAGGAAAUGAAGAAGGAUAAGAAGGCAAAGGAAGAAAAAGGGAAGAAGGUACAAGCUGAGAACCCGAAAAAUUCAGGAAGCGGGAAGGAAAAGCCAGAAAGCAGCAAAGCCAAUGAAGCCACAUCAGGGGGAAAAGGUGCCAAGGUCGAAACCAAAGAGACCGCUGUCCUCAGGCCGUUAACAAUGGAGGACCUGAAGCAGGCCAAGGAUGAAGUCUCCCCAAGCUUUUCUAUGGAAGGUGCUGUCAUGAACGAGAUGAGGCAGUGGAAUGAGCUCUAUGGCAAAGGCGGGUCGAGGAAGAAGCAGCCGCUGACAUACUUCCUCUAGUGAAGGAUUCAGAAUUUAUUUAUGUAUGUAAUAGAUGUAAGUUGGAUUUUGGUUGUCACCCUGGUGUUGUGCCGCCUCUGCUCUGUGCCGAGACAGUUGUUGUUCAAGUCGACCUGUGUACCUUAUAAUCCGUUGGAAACUUUGGUUAUUUAAUAAGUAUAAACAAGAUUAUGUAUAA